UGCGCUGCUGAGAAAGAUGGGGCCCCCUUCCCACCGCCAGAAAGCAGCAAAAGGCAACAGAGGGCGACAGAGACGGGUUUCGCCUGCUGCUUCAACCCGGAAAGGAGACACGCAGGAGAGCAACGGAAGAGACAUUCUUAAAUUGGAGCCUGCGGCGGCUGAAUAUUUCCACCAGGCACAUGAAACCUUGAAGUCUGGCUUUGCCUCGGAUGAGGAGAAAGGUCUCUUUGUCAGCAAUGUCCUGGAGGAGGCCGUGGCCGUGACCUUGCCGUUAGCCCUGGAUCCCUCGGGUUCUCUGCUCCUCCAGGCCCUGCUUCCUUCUGCCUCAGCGCCCAGUUUGGCUGCUCUGCUCCGGGCCCUGCUCCCUUCCCUGCGCCUGGUUGCUUGCCACCCCUGUGGCGCCCACAUCUUGGAGGCCGCCCUGUGGAGGGCCCCGCUUCUGAUCUCGGAAGGAGGGGAGGAGGCCGGAGUGCUGGAGAAGCUCGUCCUGGAACUGGGGAAGAGCCUGCAGGAGGACCUGCGCACGUUUGCCCUGGACGCUCACGCCAGCUUUGUGGUGCGGACCCUGCUGCAGGCGCUCGGAGGGGCCCGAGUCGGGUCGGAUGGGGGCCGGGGGCUCCCGGGUUCAGGGCCUCUUCGUUCCAGGGCCCAGAGAGCGAAGGUGGGGAGCGAAGGACCAGGGGUGUUUGAGGUCCCGGAUAGCUUUACCUUGCUCCUGCGGGAAUUCAAAGGCUGCCUCCAGGAAUGCAUUGCAGAUUUCGUUACCAACAAAUGUUUCGGCCUUUGCCUCCAGGUGGCGCUGGAGGUCCUGCACAGGAAGCUGCCUGCAGAUUGCGCUGAGCUCUGCCGGGCAGUGAUUGGCUACCUGAGCAGCUGCAACCCGGCCGCUGGGCAAAGCAGCCUCCUGGUGUUUCUGAAGGAUGCGACCUGCAGCCGGGUACUGGACAAAGUUCUGGAGGUGUCAGACGUGAAGGCGCUGCGCUCCUUCUACAGGGCUCACGUGAAGGGGCAGCUGCGCGUGUUGUCCGUCCACAAGGUGGCCAAUUUUACCUUGCAGCGGCUCAUCCAGGCAGCCUCCUGCAAACUGCUGGGGCAGCUUUUUCAGGAGCUGGGCCCGGGCUUGGAAGAAAUCAUGGCCCAGGAGCAUCUCGGCAUCGUCACCGCGCUCCUGGGGGCCUGCCGGAAACAGGGUACCCACCAGCCGGAGGUGCUGCGGACCAUCCUGGAGGCGUUUCACUGUUGGGAGCCCCACUCCCGCCAGCUGGCCUGCGCCCCCCUGAUGGCCUCCAUGCUGGCUUACGAGGUCUGUUUCGGUGAGGGGGAAAAGGAAGGUCUGUCACAGGAGCAGGCGGGCGCAUCGCCAACCCUGAGCGCCGUCUCCUACCACGGCUCCCUGGUGCUGCAGCAUCUCCUGCACUUUGCGGACCCCUCCCUCGUGCUGCGCAGCUUGGCCGCCAUGCCCCCCGUGGACCUGGUCACGCUGGCUUGCGAUCCCGCCGGGAGCCACGUCUUCGACGCCCUCCUGGCCAGCCCCUCCGUCCCCGAAAAGCCGAGGCGCAGAGUGUUGCGCCAGCUCAAGGGCCACUACGUGUCUCUCGCCUGCUCCAAGCACGGGAGCCGUGUCCUGGAUGCCAUCUGGAGCAGAGCCGCCCUGCCAGCCAAACGAGAGCUGGCUCAGGAGCUGGGUAAGGCCCCUGUUUCCUUUCUUCCCCUCCCCUUGUUCCCCAGAGAUGACCUUGCAAAUGAAUGGGCCAUCCAGGGGCAGAGGAAGUGGGCAUUCUCUGCUGUCUGGGCUGGUCAGACCGGGUCAUCUCAUCCUGCCCCCCAACCCCCCUCCUUGCAAAACAUGUCACAGAUGAGCAGAUUGUGGAAGAAACACCCGUUUUGCCCUUCCUCUGUUUUGGGGACAGACAAAGCAACUUUGGGAAAGGGUCCUUGGCGUAAGGGGUGGCUCGCUGCCCUUGGGGAAUCUGGCGCGCGCUCUGGCCCUGGCUGAGUUCGUACGUCGUGCUGAGCCUGGCUUGCUUAAGCUCAGCGCAGGGAUGCAACCACUGUGGAGGGGUUUAUUCAGGUAGAGAGUGCACAAGGCUGCCUAAUGCGUAACAGGGCAGGCCAUAAAGCAGAGCUGCCCACCUCCAGUGGCUGGGUUCACACGGCAUGCUAAGGUGCAGCCAGACAGAGGGCGCUUUGGCUGAGCGUCACCUGUGGACCCAGUCUCUGGGCCAGGCGAAGGUUAUCCGUUUCUCGGAGACCUUGUUCGUGCCUUGCGAUCAUUCCCCAAAGGGCUGGUCUGGCAUUCCCAGAGCCAGCUCAGCUCCUGAAGCCCCCCUCUCUUCUCCCCA
Molecule: messenger RNA, 2342 nt
Organism: Candoia aspera
Lineage: Eukaryota; Metazoa; Chordata; Lepidosauria; Squamata; Candoiidae
Gene: NOP9
Product: NOP9 nucleolar protein
Exons: 9
Coding region: 17-1996 (659 amino acids)
Biological process (GO): endonucleolytic cleavage to generate mature 5'-end of SSU-rRNA from (SSU-rRNA, 5.8S rRNA, LSU-rRNA); ribosomal small subunit export from nucleus; endonucleolytic cleavage in 5'-ETS of tricistronic rRNA transcript (SSU-rRNA, 5.8S rRNA, LSU-rRNA)
Cellular component (GO): 90S preribosome; preribosome, small subunit precursor; nucleolus
Molecular function (GO): RNA binding
Source: RefSeq, a predicted model, not a curated record